Molecule: messenger RNA, 381 nt
Organism: Candida dubliniensis CD36
Lineage: Eukaryota; Fungi; Ascomycota; Pichiomycetes; Serinales; Debaryomycetaceae
Exons: 1
Coding region: 1-381 (126 amino acids)
Source: RefSeq, a predicted model, not a curated record
AUGGCCUGUUUAAUUGGUAAGUUCAAUAGAGAUAAAGAAUGUUAUUACCACCGUUGUCACAAAUAUCUUAUAAUCUAUUUAAUAGAUGAAGAUUGUAUGGAUUUGAAUAUUAACAUGCUUUGGGUGGUUUCUAGUCCCAGAGAUUUGCUACCAGGAUUGGUUUUGGUUAGAAGAUUCACACCACCACCAAAGAAAAAUAGGGGUCAUGCUUGUGUGGUUGUGGGAAUCAAAUGGACAAGGAAACGCUGCUGGCUUUUGGAUGUUACACUAUCAGUUAGUUUUUUUUCAGACAGUAGACAUGAAAUCUGUAACCGACAUUUUAGACCAAGCAUCAAGUGUGGGGUAAAAGAAUACAAAAAAAAAAGCACAAGAAAGAAAUAG